AUGCGGCAAAAUGUCUCAGAUGCGCUCGACACGUUAGAAAGUGAUGGAAUUAUUGAAAAAGUAUCAGAUGCCACUCCUUGGGUCAGUCCAUUAGUUAUUAUCCCAAAGAAAGAUGGUGAGAUCAGGCUAUGCAUUGAUAUGCGCAUGGCUAAUCAGGCAAUUCAACGCGAAAGACAUCCGACCCCAACUGUGGAUGAUUUAAUUCACAAAUUAAACGGCGCCACCAUGUUUACAAAGCUUGAUCUUCGCUCGGGAUACCACCAGUUACCUCUCGCUGAGGAAAGUCGACACAUAACCACAUUUGUAACGCACAAAGGACUCUACCGCUAUAAGAAGUUGAAUUUUGGCACCAAUUCGGCAAGUGAAAUCUUCCAACAUGUAAUUAGCGAACAAAUCCGUGACAUUCCGAAUGCCAUCAACAUUAGUGAUGACAUAAUUAUCUUUGGCAUAACCCAAGCUGAGCAUGACAAAGCUCUUCAUGAAAUUUUUGAGCGGUUUUCACUCAUUGGAUUAACCUUCAACAAAGACAAAUGUGAGUUCAGUCAAUCGCAGCUCACAUUUUUUGGUUUUGUCUUCUCAGGUGAUGGCAUUUCACCGGAUCCAGCGAAG
Paramuricea clavata is the source of this 609-nucleotide messenger RNA. Lineage: Eukaryota; Metazoa; Cnidaria; Anthozoa; Malacalcyonacea; Plexauridae. The record is from the annotation of a GenBank genome assembly.